AUGCACGUCACAGAGAUGCACAUCGAUGCAAUUACUUAUGAUGUUGUCGCCCUUCUCCUUAAUUUUUCGCAUAGUAUGUAGUCACAUGUUAUGAUUUUUCGCUUAUGAUGUUCGCACACUCUGUAGUCACAUGUAGUUUUCUCUCUUGUCUAAUAGAAAUGCGAGUGCGACCCCGGGUGGUACUCGUUGAAGGACUUGAACUCAACGGGUUACGAGCAAUUUGGUGUCUUCCAUUACGGUGUGGAAGUAACUGGCAUCGUGAACCCUUAUGGUCCUUUGCACGUUGAUGGAGAUGAGCGGAUGAUCGAGACGGAUUUGCUGGGCGCAAGGAUUUUGAUCUAUGACGACACGCAGACCCCCAAAUUUAAGGUUUUUUGCUUUCGCAUUUUUACAUCCUACUUCACUAGCAUCCUUGUUAGCGCUUUACAAAUAAUCCUUGACUAACAUCGAUCCUUGGCCUCCUUUUGCGGUUAGAUGAAAGAAGUCAUCAAGGAUGUUUUCAGGAGUGUAAAAUUCUGUCUAAGAUUCUAAUGAAUGCUUAUAUCCGAAGUGCAGACUGAUCUACGAUGCGCAUUGUAAGAACUGCACCGCGUGCCUGGACAACAACGGGCCGAUUGAAGGGUGCGUUCCCGGAUGCAAAGUCUGCGACAAGGGAUAUUUCUUGACAAACCGUACGGAGAAUGGACGAUGCGAGGCUUGUCAUUUGAAUUUCCCUCACUGUCAAACAUGUGAACGCGUUUUCACCACACGUGGAGUCGAAUCCGAAGCUGUGCGCUGCACUCUCUGCGAUCCACUCUUCGUUCUUCACGACGGCGAAUGUGUCUCAGACGGGGUAUUCGAGUUUGAAUCACCUAGAUACCAUGUGUACCAAGACGAAGCUUACAUAGACGUUUAUGUGGUGCGGAACCUG
Messenger RNA from Amoebophrya sp. A25, 910 nucleotides. The record is from the annotation of a GenBank genome assembly. NCBI's taxonomy places the organism in Eukaryota, Dinophyceae, Syndiniales, Amoebophryaceae.